Messenger RNA from Pimephales promelas (fathead minnow), 2110 nucleotides. RefSeq names its product BSD domain containing 1 (gene bsdc1). Lineage: Eukaryota; Metazoa; Chordata; Actinopteri; Cypriniformes; Leuciscidae. The record is from RefSeq and is a predicted model, not a curated record. Gene Ontology annotation, cellular component: cytoplasm.
CUUAGCUCCUUAUUUAUGGGCCCAUUGACAGCGCUAAAGAGCUCCUGUCAGGGGCCUGCUCACAGUCAGCUGGUGAACGUCCCAGCGGGGGGAGGCAGCUGCCGUCCUGCCCAGAGAAGAAGCUCCCUCAGCGGGUCCCGUGUCCCUGCGGCCCCCCUGAGUCGGGGUCCCAGGCACAGGGAAGGAGGAUGGUGGGGAGGCUGGUUGACACAGAGCUUCCAGACCGUCAAAGACAAGUCAGCAGAGGCGUAUGAGUUUAUCAAACGAGACCUGACAGAAUUCUCCAGCGUGGUCCAACAUGACACGACAUGCUCCAUUGUUGCGACAGCGAACGCUGUUAAAAGCAAACUGGCCGUUGAAGGUUCAUCAGAGGCCACGGAAAAGGUGAAGAAGGGCCUUUCAAAUAUACUGGGUGUGAUCACAGACACUUUGGCCCCUCCCCAAGACAUGACUAUCGACUGUGAUGUCAUCACGCUGGUGGCCACUCCUUCAGGCACAACAGAGGUGUAUGACAGCGGCAAGGCUCGACUCUACAGUCUUCAAGCAGACCCUGCUACAUACUGCAAUGAGCCCGACGGCCCCCCACAACAGUUUGAUUCCUGGCUCUCCGGUUUCAUUUUAGAAGAGAGGAAGGCAGAGAUCUCUGAACUGCUGGUUAACAGUCCUGCCAUAAGAGCUCUUUAUACUAAAAUGGUGCCAGCAGCAGUGGCUCAUUCAGAGUUCUGGCAGCGGUACUUCUAUAAAGUGUUCCAGUUGGAGCAGGAAGAGGCUAGGAGGGUCGCGUUGAAGCAGAGAGCAGAGCGCAAGACUUCUGAGAGUCUUGGCUGGGAGGAAGAGGACGAAGAAGGUGAGUUUCUUGGGGCCGUGUCUUCAUCUCGCUUAGAUUUCACACCCCCUGUGGAGGAGGCACGUGUCCCUGCGGUGACGAUAGAGACCCCUGAAAGCUCCUCUCCUCCUCAAGUGGUGAUUUCCUCCAGCAACGUAGCAUCUGACGUCACCCCCUCCGUAAGCAGUGAGAGCGUCAGUUUCCCCACCCAGAUUGAGAAUCAAGCAGACUCGGUCACCAUCAGAGUCACGCAGCUGUCCCACGCUGAUGAUGAGGUCUCUCAGAAACUCUCAGAGGCCAGUCUACAGGAGACGGUCCCGGAGGAGCGACCCGCGCAGCGUGAAGAGCCCGCCAGAGAGGACAUGGCUCAAGACCUCCGAGUGUUUGAGCUCAACUCGGACAGCGGCAAAUCCACACCCUCCAAUAAUGGCAAAAAAGGUUCGAGUACAGAUGUGAGUGAAGACUGGGAGAAGGAUUUUGAUCUGGAUAUGACAGAGGAGGAGGUUCAGAUGGCUUUGUCAAAAAUAGACGCAACGGGAGAGUUGGAAGAUGCAGACUGGGAGAACUGGGAGUGAGAAUCUGGUGGAGGGAAUUCUGGUCCGAAACCGACACGAGACGUUGCUGUACCCAAAGUGAACCAUGCUUAAUGUAUUUAACUCCUAGUCAACAGUCACACCUGCUCAUUUCACCAGUCCAUUGAGCGGGUCUCCUCCUGCGAAUGAAAUGAACACGCUAGCGGUCAUCUGAAGUGUGUUAUUUAAUCAGAGCUGGUGAAGGGGUGAUCUGGUUUUUGCUCUGGCUCUCCUAAAAAUGACCUGCGGUGAAACACUAAGACAGUUCAGAGAAAGCACCUAUCGGCUAAUGAGGACAGGUCAUCUCGCGUUGCCAUUUGUACCUGCCGUAUAUGUACAUUAAUGUUAUUCUUUGGAGAUUUCAGUGGGAGAAUGCAAAUUAAUUGCCAGGGCUCCUGAUUAGCUGUAAUCGAUUAAGCUGUUCAUCAUUCUUAUAGGAUUAGAAAAUAAUCUUUCACAUUAAAAAAUAUAUUUAUGUUUCUUUUUUUUUCUGGCAUAUAGGUCUCUGGCUUCUUUUUUUCUAAAGUUAGCUUCUCUUGAAAUAUUAACACCUUUAAUCAUAUGCAAGUUAUUCUAGCAUUGAGAAUGGAAAUGGAGAGAUGCUUCAUUCAUUCUGCUGAUGCUCUAUGGCCUUGUUUAGUGUUUGGUGUGGAAUGAAAAAAAAAUGUCAUGCAAAAGUUACAAAAAAAAAAAAAGUUAUUAUUUCACUAAA